This is a messenger RNA of Cladocopium goreaui, 1248 nucleotides long. Lineage: Eukaryota; Dinophyceae; Suessiales; Symbiodiniaceae. The record is from the annotation of a GenBank genome assembly.
AUGAAGCGCCGCCGUAGCUUGCUGAGCCUCGUAGCCCUGGGUGCCUCCGGUGCAGCCUGGGCCGUACCCCGGCGCUGGCUGCUGCCGGCGGCAGCGCUUGGUGCGGCGUGGCCAGCGCAAGCGCAGCCGGCGGAGGAGGAUGUGGCGAUGAUGCAGAACGCUUUAAGCUCGGUGAGGCGGAUUGGAGAUUUCCCCUCCAAGGCUGCCCUAAGCAACGCCGAAGACGAGCUCACGGCCCUGCUGGCGCGCUGGCGACGCUUCGCGGGGCAGGUGGCGCCCAACGAGCUGCCGGCGAUUCUGCGCAACCGCGCGGCGGUGAAAUUGAGAGGCAGCCGGGCUGAGGAAGCCUUGGCUGACUUGGACGAAGCCUUGGAGCUCUGCAAAAAGGCCAAGUCUGAUCAGUUGGUCCAAUACGACGAGAUGCCCAAGGUCUUGAUUGCGCGUGGUGGUGCGCUGAGGGCUUUGAGGAGAUAUUCCGAGGCGGUGAAGGACUAUGACCUGGCCGGAGACCUCUUUGGAGAGCCAGAUCUGGAGAUGCUGUCUGGCCGCGCGCAGGCCAAAGUGGGCCUUCAAGAGCCGGCGGCGGCGGCCGAGGACUUCGACGCGGCGGCGGAGCUGCUGCGCCUGGCUGGGCGGCGCCCGGAGGCGGAGAUCGAGGCGGAGCGCGGCGCGGUGCAGCGGAUGGCGGCGGAGGACCUCUUGCCCGCCGAAGAAGCCUUCGCCGGAGUCAUUCGUCGCUCGGUGGGGCUGCUGAGCAAAGACAUGGGGCUGCUUCAGCGUGUGGUUCUGGCGGAUAGCGAUGCGCGCAUGGCGAUGACGGCCAUCAGUUGGCACAAGAAGCAGCCGGAGAUCGCUGAGGCGUAUUGGCGGGAUGGUUGUGAUCGCUUGACGAUCUUGGCGGAUGAAGCCACAGGGAAGAACCUGGCGUUGGGCUUCGCGGAUGGCGAUGUCUACAACUGCACCAGAUACGCGUCUGAUUCUACCUGGAUUCGAGAAGUGCGCGGCUGGCCCCAACAGGCGAUCGGAUGGUUUGAAGAUUUCCUGCGGAAUCGGGAUCCCAGCGCCGCGCCGCGGGAAUCAUAUGUUCAGGAUUUGAUGGCUGGCAAGAGACCUGGAGAGGGGAGUACGCUCAUGGACUUGGCCAUUGCCACGGACGUCUUUCGCCGCUCGGAUCCUUUGGCGGACAUCCAGAAAAAUCUGCAGCGCGAUCCCUUACUUCAGCAAGAAAGGGAACGUGCGGAGCGAUGA